This is a messenger RNA of Saccostrea cuccullata (small rock oyster), 2039 nucleotides long. RefSeq lists its product as uncharacterized. NCBI's taxonomy places the organism in Eukaryota, Metazoa, Mollusca, Bivalvia, Ostreida, Ostreidae. The coding region runs from base 350 to 1036 and encodes 228 amino acids. The record is from RefSeq and is a predicted model, not a curated record. Gene Ontology annotation, molecular function: acyltransferase activity, transferring groups other than amino-acyl groups. The transcript has 7 exons.
AAAAUUAGAACUGAAACAGUGAAAAAUGGAUUUAAGAUGCAUUAUUUAUUGAUUUCUGUGGAAAAAAAACCCAGGAUUUUUACUGUUUAAGUGUUUAGGAGACAUUGACUGAUCUACAGACUGUAGACAUUCUUCAGACCUUUUACAAAAUGUACUGUUAAUGAAAAAAGAAACCUAUCUUUUUUGUUUCAAUAAUUGCAGACAACCUAUAGUACAUAUUUGUAAUACCUAAAGCGAAGGAGAGACCUAAAGAGAAUGCAGGUAAAUUAAGUGUUCCUUAAGAGGAGGUAGAUAAAAAAAAUUGAAACAGUGAUUACGAAUCAUUAAUUAAAGAAAUCGUUAAUUAAUAAUGGCAGCAGUGACAACUCAACAACCACAGGCCUCAGACCUGAGUGGCCCUGAUUCUGUGCUGCUUAAGAGUGGCCCUGUUACUAUAAGACGUUUAAGGAACUCAGAGGAGGACUUCAAAUUCUUUGCAAGAGUGUUAGUCGAAGCCUUUGAAGGAAAAUUUGUCUAUGCUACAAGUAAAGGCAGCCUUCCCGACAUGGAACAAUUCUUGAUGAACAGAGUGAGAAAUCGACCCCCGGAGUAUUACGAGAGAAAUCUGGUGGGGGAGUAUGAAGGGGAAAGGGCCUGUGCCUGUGUCCUGGUUUACAAUGGAGAUAGUGAAAUCUUCCCGGAGAGAGAGGAGGACAUGCCCCCACUUGGAUGUACAGAUAUUUGUGGGCUUGUGUGUAUGGAUUGUGCUUUAGGGGGUGAGAAGGCCCCACCAGGAAAGUGCUAUUUAGAUGCCAUUGGUGUAGAUGCCAAAUUUCGAGGAAAGGGUAUAGGAAAAGUUAUGCUAGACGCAGCUGAUGCCGAUGCAAGGAGAAGAGGAUGCAAGUCAAUUUACCUUAAGGUAGCCUGUGACAAUCGGGCUAAGCACCUUUAUGAGAGACAUGGAUAUGUGCUCAAGGAUAGAACCUCUCGCUGCUGCUGUAUGUGGUGUCAAACAGGGAUCAAAGAAUUUCUAACAGUGGAAAAGUCAUUGGAUUGAUAUUAAAAACUACUUGGAAGACUCUACUGGUGUCAGGAAUUAUAUCUAAUUGAUUUCAGUUGACUAAUUAUUAGUAGAUAUAUCCUUUUACAUGUGUAUAAUAUGUGUCCUCGUCACUUGUGUACAGUUUAUAUAUUUAUAUAUUCUAUUAUUUUGUAUUCAUACAUGAAUUUGUUUUAUGUCAUAUCCAUUAUUUUUUUUUUUUUAGUUUUCUGUUACUGCAACAUAUUUUUAAUGUGGUUAUGUUUCUUUUUUUACAUUUUACUUUUUUAGGCAUAAUAUAUUUUUUUUAAUUUUUGAGAGAGUCGUAAAAGUACAUGUAAUUAAUAUGUAGAGUGAAGAUGUGUAUGUUAAAAUUUAGGGUUGUCAUGAUUAUACGACUUAGAUAUAUGAGAUUUUUUCUCUGUAACUUUCUAUAGAAAACUAUUGACUCAAUUGAGAAUUUAAUUGUUUGCUAUAUAUAGACUAUUAACCUAAUCAAAAUUUCAUCUACUCUUUUGUUUCCUUUUAAAAAUCUAAAUACAUGGCUGUAUAGAUGAUCAUUUUACCCUUUAUUGGAAUAUUGUUCUUCAUCCGGUGAAAUACACAUGUAUUUUAUUUGGAAUAUUGUACUUCAUUCGGUUAAAUAUUUUAUUUGAUAAGAAGUAAAUGUACAAAAAUUCUGUUGAACAGAUUGCUAGCAUGUUAAAAAGCUUUACGAAGAUUUUAGCUUUUAUAUUGUCUUUAUGUAUUUUUUUUUCUAACUAUACUUGAUCACUUUUACAAUACUCUGACAAUAUACAUGUUCAUAGAGGCCAUGGUUGUAGAUGUGCUGUUUUUUCUGAUACACAUUUCUCUACAUGUUUCUCUAAAUGCUCCUUUUAAAAUGAAGUAAAAAUGAUUUUUAUUUUGAGAGUUAUUUUUAAAUUACUUGUAUUGUUUGCAGUUUCCUAUUUGCUUCCAUUCUAACGUAUGUUACAUUCAUGUAGAAAUAUGCAAAAAGUAAUUAUAGCCUGCAAAAUCA